This is a messenger RNA of Dentiscutata erythropus, 2819 nucleotides long. NCBI's taxonomy places the organism in Eukaryota, Fungi, Glomeromycota, Glomeromycetes, Diversisporales, Gigasporaceae. The record is from the annotation of a GenBank genome assembly.
AUGUCAUCAAAAUUAUCACAAUGGAUGCAACAAGCAAUAGAUGGUCAUCAUGUAGAGUUCAUUCCAUACGAUUCAUUCACUGAUCGUAAAGAGAUAGCUCGAGGCGCAUAUGGUGAAGUUGCAAAAGCAUACUGGUCAACAGCUGAGAAAACAAUUGCGUUAAAAUCUUUAUUUGACAAUCCUGAAUCCGAAAAUGAUAAGGAUUUUGAUGCUUUUAUUAAAGAGUUUAAGUUGAUUCGAUCUGUACAUUAUCACGAUAAUGUUAUUCGAGUUUUUGGAAUUAGUCAAGACCCAACUACAUCAAGAUAUUUCAUGGUACUACAAUAUGCUGAUGGAGGAAGUCUAAGAGAUUAUCUUCAGAAAAAUUUUCAAAAUCUUGAUUGGAAAAAAAAGAUUUCCAUGGGAAAACAAAUUGCUAGCGGGCUAAAAUGUAUCCAUGAUCAAAAUAUUGUACACAGAGAUUUGUUAUAUGAGCUCGCAUGGAGUCAAAGGCCGGAGGAUAGACCAGAUAUUAAUACGGUUAGGACGAAAUUGGAGGAGAUGUUGGGUGAUGGUAGGCAGAAUGAUAAUUCUGUCGGAUCUAUUUCAAAUAGCAUGAAAAACACAUUGAGCCUUACGGCAUCACAAUCACCUUCUUUUAAUCAACAAAAUAAUAAUGCCAAUAAACGGCUUUCUCAUAAUCAAAUGCCGCAACCUUAUCAGCCAGGAGGAUUUAAUCCAAAUUUAGGGUUUAAUGAUGGAAAUCUUAUUCGAUCUAAUUCUGAUCCCAAUCUUCUGCAAAAUUAUGCACCACAGCAAAUUUAUCAACCAAUGGUGCCAUAUGCUAAUAAUAAUAAUAAUCACGUUAUACGAAGACCAUUGCCUCCUCAGCCUCCUCAAUAUGUUAGGAAUGACGCUAACAUGAACCAGGGAAUGAUACCGGUUCAACAACAAUUCACUAAUAAUGUCGCUAAUGCAAAUUAUCCUUCUGGAAUGAAUAAUCAUUUUCAACAACCUAUUUAUCCUACUGUGAAUGCUGGUCAAUCACAAACUUAUCAUAACGCUAACCAAAAUUUAGUAUCAACCAAUUUUAAUAAUAAUCAACAACAAUUCGCACCAGUUGCAUAUACGCCAACUAACAUGAAUACUCAGCCUAUGGUGAAUAUGCCCACAAUCAAUGCAUCGACUCAAGCUUACCAACAAUCGGUUCCUAAUACUGCGUACCCUAAUAAAAAUAUUACGAGUAAUCUUAAUCAACAAGUUUUGGGAAAUAAUUUUAACCAACAAUAUCCCGGAAGUAAUGUUAAUCAACAAGCUUUAGGAGCUAGCUUUAACCAACAAGUUCCAGGAAGUAAUCAACAGGUUCUAGGAAAUAAUCAACAAGUUCCAGGAAGUAAUCAACAAGUUCCAGUAAACAAUUAUAAUCAACAAGUUCUAGGAAGCAAUUUUAAUCAAAAAAUUCCGGUUAAUCAACAAGUUAUGGGGAAUAAUGCUAACCAAGUUCCAAGAAACCAACAAGCGCCGAUAAAUUAUCAUAUGGAUAAUAGGCAGUAUCAACAAGGCGUACAACAAUCUGGUUUACCAAAUAAAAUGCCAGCUGGAUGCAAUCAAAUCCUAGAAAAAUAUUCCAUCCAAUGCAAGCUCAAAAAGCCUACUGAAUGUCACGCAGGCUAUCACGCUGGAUUUGGUGACAUUGAAGGCUUAGAAUAUCACCUAUCGUGUGGUGAAAGUAUUACUAGUACAUAUGAAUUUAAAAAUACAACCGAUUUGUUGUACAUUAUAGUUGCUAAGUAUUGUGAUAAUAUUGUAAUGGUUGAAAAGAUUUUUAAAUUAUUGAAAUAUCAUAAUGGUCAAUCGAAUGAUUCUAGUAAACUGCCCAAUUUUUCAUGGGUUUCAGCAAAGUGUGAUAGGACAGCUUUGCAUUGGUUGUACGGAAAUAUAGAUUUAAUAAGUGAUAUAGAUAUUUCUAAAGAUAAUAAGAAACCAGAUGAUGUUUCGGAGGGUAAAAAGAAAUUGAAUGAAUUUCAUGAUCAUUUUGCAAAAGUGAUAGAAUUCCUAGUGAAAAAUGGAUGUGAUAUAAACGCGAAGGAUGAGAAUGGACGCACUGUUUUGGAACUUUAUUUGAGCAAGAGAAUGUUUCAAGCGGGGUUCACAAAAGUUAUUGAAGUGCUAUUGAAAAACGGUGCAGAUCCAAAUAUUAAUGUUACUAUUAGGACUACUAAUCUUAACAGGAGAUCGAGUUCGAAAAUAGAUAUACCCCAUAAGACAAGCAACCAUGGAAGUUCAAGUAAUCUUGGAGCAGCAGAAGGAUGUGUUAUUUUGCCAAAUAUGUUAUUCUUGGCAAUCUGGAACAGAUGGCCAAUUAAAGUUCUCAAUUUAUUAAAAGAAAAUGGUGUAGAUGUAGAUAAGGAAUAUGAGAAUCUAGGCGACUUAGGUAAUUUGUUGAAGAUGUGUUUACAAAAAUCAAAAAGUGGAAGACAGGUUAGCUAUACGGAUGGGUUGCAAUGGGUAUUGGAUAAUGUACCAAAAGUAUGCGGAAAGGAGAAUUUAGAAGCAGCAAAAAAGCUUACGGAGAAGAAUAAUUACGAACACACAGAAUCAACGUCAGAACUUGACCGUUUUCCACGAGAAGAAUUUUCUUUUUUACCACAAGUCGUGCAAAUCCUUGAUAAAGUUUCUUCUGGCAAGAAUGAAAUUGAAAUUAGAAAUAUGACAAAAAAGCUAAAAGAAAAGUUUCAGCGAUGCCAUCAAAUAUUACAAGAAUUACCUGGUGCUGACUUAUCACGGGAAGAACAAGAAGAAUUAUUGCGAACUGAGAAAGAAUUACUUGAACAAAAAAG